Polistes canadensis is the source of this 1841-nucleotide messenger RNA. Its product is annotated as 4-coumarate--CoA ligase 1-like. The record is from RefSeq and is a predicted model, not a curated record. Lineage: Eukaryota; Metazoa; Arthropoda; Insecta; Hymenoptera; Vespidae. Gene Ontology annotation, biological process: fatty-acyl-CoA biosynthetic process; long-chain fatty acid metabolic process. Bases 50 to 1669 code for a protein of 539 amino acids. Gene Ontology annotation, molecular function: long-chain fatty acid-CoA ligase activity. The transcript is spliced from 5 exons.
GCAAGUAGUAAGCUAUAAUAAAUUGAUAAUAAACAAUACAUUAUAUAAAAUGGAAGAUAAUAAGAAUAUAUUACGUGGACCUCCAUCUUUUAUAAAAGAUUCAAUGCACGAAAGUAUUGGAGAAUUACUUUUAAAUCAAUUGCAAGUACACGGAACUAGCGUUGCUCAGAUCAAUGCACAUACAGAAGAGCAACAAACACAUUUACAAAUUUUAAAUGCUAGUAAAAAAUUAGCAGUAUAUUUUAGAAAAAUAGGUUUAAAAGUAGAAGACCGUAUAGCUAUAUGUAGUGAAAAUAAUACACAGUUCUGCAUUCCUGUUUGUGCUGCAUUAUUUACAGGAAUCACAGUUUGUCCCUUAAACCCAAUGUAUGUUGAAAAAGAGUUCUCUCAUGCAUUGACGAUAUUGAAGCCCAAAUAUAUUUUUACAUCUUCAAUAGCAUUAAAUACUUUGGAAAAAGUUACUAAACAAUUACCUUUGCCACCAAAAUUAAUUGUCUUAACUAGCUCUAAGUGUAAUAAUUUACCUAAUAUGAAAGAUUUAAUAGCAGAUAUAGAUGUCAGUGAAGUCAACAAUUUUCAAGCCUGCAAAGUUGAUAUAAAUAACAAUGUAGCAGCAAUAUUGUGCUCUAGUGGAACUACAGGAUUUCCAAAAGGAGUUAUGUUGACCAACAAAAAUCUGUUAAUAGCAAUGAAACAUUUCUAUGAUCUUCAAAUGAACUCAAUGCAUAAAAAUGCUAUAGUAUUACAUCUAUUACCAUAUUUUCAUGCAUAUUCAUUUUCUGUGCUACUUGUUGGAUUAAUCAUGGGUUCCAAAUCCAUAAUACUUUCACGUUUUGAUGAAAAAUUAUUUUUACACACAAUAGAAAAAUACAAAAUUGAAACCUUAACUUUGGUUCCACCGCUUAUGGUUUUUUUGGCAAAACAUCCUAUCGUUAGUCGAUAUGACCUCUCCAGUAUAAAAACAAUAUGGUGCGGAGCAGCCCCUUUAUCAGAAGAAAUUCAGAAAGCUGUAGCAAAAAGAUUAAAUGUUCCUGACAUAAAACAAGGUUAUGGAUUAACAGAAACAACUUUGGCAGUAUUACGAUCAUCGCCUAAUUGCAAGUUCGGUAGUGUAGGAGUGCUGACUGCUGAUACUUUAGCAAAGGUAAUAUCUAUCGAUGAGCCUAAUUCAGAUAAACCAUUGGGAGCUAAUUGCAAAGGAGAAUUGUGUUUCAAAGGAGAUCUAAUAAUGAAAGGCUAUUACAAUGACAGUAAUUCAACAGACACGAUUAUCGAUAAAGAUGGUUGGUUACAUACAGGAGAUGUAGGAUAUUACGACGAAAAUGGAUGUUUUUAUAUAGUCGAUCGAUUAAAAGAACUUAUCAAAUACAAAGGAUUCCAAGUACCUCCAGCAGAAUUAGAGGCAAUUUUAUUAAAUUGUGAUGGAAUCAAAGAUGCUGCGGUUAUUGGAUUACCAAAUGAAGAAGCUGGAGAAUUGCCAUUUGCUUUUGUCGUUAAGCAAGAACAAAGUAGAAUAACAGAAGAUGAAAUAAUUCAAUAUGUUAAUGAAAGAGUAUCAAAUCAAAAAAAACUUAGAGGAGGUGUUAAAUUUGUUAAAGAUAUUCCAAAAACUGCAUCUGGAAAAAUAUUACGCCGAGAAUUACGUGAUAUGAUAAAGUCUAAAUUAUAAAAGACCAAAAUUUUUCGACAAAGGGAAUAUUCUGUCAAUAAUACUUGUCAAAAUUUACAAUUUUUAUUAAAUAUGGUAAUAGUACUACCAUACAUUUUUAUAUCAAAUUGUGUAAUAUUGACAUUAUUGUAAGACAAUUAUUCUAGUCGCAUAAAUAAGAAUUGUAUAAGUA